Ylistrum balloti is the source of this 1242-nucleotide messenger RNA. RefSeq names its product neuronal acetylcholine receptor subunit alpha-7-like. Gene Ontology annotation, cellular component: synapse; neuron projection; membrane. The transcript has a single exon. Gene Ontology annotation, biological process: chemical synaptic transmission; nervous system process; regulation of membrane potential. NCBI's taxonomy places the organism in Eukaryota, Metazoa, Mollusca, Bivalvia, Pectinida, Pectinidae. Bases 1 to 1242 code for a protein of 413 amino acids. Gene Ontology annotation, molecular function: transmembrane signaling receptor activity; extracellular ligand-gated monoatomic ion channel activity; neurotransmitter receptor activity. The record is from RefSeq and is a predicted model, not a curated record.
AUGAUUGACGCAAGACCUAUAUUGUUUAUGGUUCUAAUAUACAAUGCAAAGCAGUCGGUACUGGGAGACGUAGGGACGAUGGACGACUGGAUCAGACUGACUAAUACACUGUUUUCUAACUACACAAAGGAGAUUUUCCCCGUGUACAACUUCAGUGACACACUGAAUAUAGAUAUAUCAAUGUUUUUACUAUCUAUUAUUGACUUUGAUGAAGUUUCUGGUGUCAUCACGUUAAGUGCUGGCAUUAUGUUAGAUUGGAAUGAUUAUCGUCUACAGUGGACACCAAGCGAGUACGGAGGGAUGGAAACUCUACAAGUGAAUUCUUCAAACGUCUGGACACCAAAGGUUUACGUAAUCACAGCUGCCGAUGACCUUCGCCAUUUUGGCAGCGGCGAAUUUGGCGUAGAUAUUUCGUAUUCUGGUCGCUGUGACUAUACCCCGGGGAAACUUUUGAAAUCUACCUGUUCCGUUGAUAUGUCAAAGUUUCCAUUGGAUACCCAGAUAUGCAACAUAGAGAUGAUGCUUUGGAAAUCUCCGCCUACUUUGAAUCUUUCCUUUACUAGAACGGAUAUAUUGAUGAACUGGUAUACAACGAAUGGAGAAUGGAAUAUUGAUAAGACAAACGUGUCUUAUUUCAUGGGUUAUGGGUCACCCUCAAGGACUCUCUAUUUUACACUUCAAAUGUCUCGACGAUACAUAUACUUCGUGGUAUCAAUGACAAUGCCGAUUCUAUUGUUAUGUUUUCUCAAUCCGUUCGUGUUCCUCCUGCCGUCUUCCUCGGGAGAGAGGAUAUCCUACACUAUCACGAUGUUCCUGUCACUUGCUGUCUACAUGACACUCAUAGGAGAUAUUCUCCCUAAAGUGUCAGAAAACAUGGCUGGGAUGUCGUAUUUCUUGCUGAUAACCUUAUUCUACAGCGGUAUGUUGAUCGUUCUGACGAUAUUCACACUUCGUUGUGAAGCUGCCGCAGACGUCAAAGAGUUUCCAAGAUGGCUGAGAAGACUAACGCGCUAUUGCUGUAAGAUAAAAGAAACCAAAACUUACAAUGCACCACCAAUUAAAAAUCUGGAGCAGAACAAGAAGGAAGAAAGUGACAAAACGGAGGUAGUUGAACUAGAUGCGGAGUAUUCACUCGUUAAACACAAGGACGUGAUGCGUGUUAUUGACAAUUUUCUGUUCGGACUCUCUUUGCUAUUGAUAACCAUACUGACAAUUUGGUUUAUGUGUACCUACCAUUCUUAA